Molecule: messenger RNA, 1806 nt
Organism: Recurvomyces mirabilis
Lineage: Eukaryota; Fungi; Ascomycota; Dothideomycetes; Mycosphaerellales; Teratosphaeriaceae
Exons: 2
Coding region: 1-1806 (601 amino acids)
Source: RefSeq, a predicted model, not a curated record
AUGGUCUUCUUGGCAACUGUACGUGCCAUUGUGGCUGAAUGGACUGAUGCGGUCUUGGAUCGAGCGCGUAAUCACACGAAAGAGUCCCAGAAGGCUGAUCUGGUCGACCACGGCGUCAAGAUCGCUGUGAUCUGUGCUUUAACUUUCGACGUAGACGACGCCAAUUUGGGCACGAUACUGUCUUGUCCCCGUGCCGCGGCCAUUCUGAUCAGAUGCGCAAUGGUAGUUCAACGCAGUAGAGCAGUCGAUAUGGCGGGCAAGACUUACUCCGCGUUGCUCAUGUUUCGAGUGCACCAACUCUUUCAUCGGGCGUAUCCACUUCUAAGCCGGAAUCAGGAGGGCUUGAACAACGCCAUUGCGUCAUCUUGGCCCGCGUUCACGCCAAGCGCCAUUGGCUGGGCUGAAGCUUCGCCAGGGGCUGAUCACUGGAUGACAACGCUUUCGACACCGGCAGGCGGACACGUUCCGCUCCGCAUCCAUUACAACCUUCUUAGCGGAGAGCUCCUGGUGAACGGCAAACCAUUCGAUCAGACGCCAAAAAAAUAUCUUCGCGAUCUUCUCUAUAGGAAAUUGUUCGGUGUGUCCCCGCUAGAUGUCGUUCCCGUCACAUCACCUCCCGGGCUUUCUUAUGCAGCAUCUCGCUGCAUCGAAGGCUGUUCUGUCUACCUCGGGGUAUCGGACGAUGCAGAUACAGAUCAGCAUCACGUCAUUGUGCGAGCAGUUAAAGGGGAACAUACGUAUGAGACCAUUCCCGCUCAACUCUUCACCGAAGAACUUCCUGCGCACUUCGUGGAUGAUUACGUGCAUUGGUAUGAUGUAGAGAGAGAUGUGGUCCACUUUCGUCCUCGCGAGGCGCCCUGGGAUGACACAUCGCCGUUGCAAUGGCUCCUUCAGCCGGCUGGGUCCGGCUUGCAGUGGCGCUGCUCCAGGGGAGAGACCUAUCUACUGGGACUGAAGAGCACGACAUGCAAGGCGAUCACGACACUGCUAGCGCCAUUGGCUGAGGAGCGAGAUAUGCGUCACGUUGUAAGGGAUGGGAUCCUCCAUAUCGACCUACCACGCCUCCACCUCGAGUUCUCCAUCGAUCAAAGAUCCUCUUGCAUGCGCUCCCGAGACUUCCCAGGUUAUGUUGUGGAUAGCGAUCAGAGGCUCGGUACACUGAUUGGCUUUCGUCAUAAGCUUCUCUUGAGGCAAAUUGCGGGCAGGAGGCGCAAAAUACUGAUCCCGGAGGCCAAUGUCAGCUACCACAAAACUACGGAUCAUGUCGAAGUGGUUGUCUUGACCAGUGAGAUUGACCGUUUUCAGGUCUUAGAAAUCGACGAGACUCUUGGUAGACUGGUCGAGAAUGGUAGCCUAGAAGGGAUGAUUUUCCUGGCCUAUCUGCAUGCACUGACAUCGUUCGUCCUCCCAGACACGUUCACAACACGGAGCGGUACUGAGCAAGCCUUGAACAUACUCACGUCUGCGGCUACCAGAUCCUUCUCCUGCUUGACACAGCGGGCUGCCGACCUGUUGGGCCAGAUUGCCAGAUUGAGCCCGAGACGCAAAUACUAUCCACGUCAUAAACACGCCAUGCAGCAAGUAACGUGGGACGACCAGCUCAGCUUCUUCUCGCAACAAGAUCAGCUCUGCACUGCCGUUUCUGGGAUCUUCAGUCAUGCGAGACUUAAAUUAGCCCAAGUCGACUUCGACAAAGAGGAUUUGUAUCAACGUGGUCUCAGCAGGACUGCGAUGUUUAGGAUCUCCGGCUUUGGAGCGGAAGACCAAUUACUCCAACAGGACAGAGUCUACAAAGCUCGUGAUUGA